AUAUUAGUCUAUAGAUUAUCUGUGCUGUGACGUCAUUGUGCACAUAAACAAUCAUUUGACCUCUGACAAACAUUCACCGUUGUGUUAGCACUAAGUUUUUAUUAAAAACCAUGACUUCCACUAGUUUAUACGAAAAGUAUAGUAAUUAUCGUUAUUGUAUUGUACGAGAAUGCAAAAACACAUCAAUAAAGACCCCAGGAAAGUUAUGGAUUAGCGUACCCAAGGAAAUAAACAUGCGAAACACCUGGCUAAAACUUGCUAAUAAGGAACCAGAUUCAUUUUCGACUGAAAGUAACAUUUAUUUUUGCGAAGAUCACUUUGACUUAGAAAAUGACAUGGAAAAUUACACGCGGUAUAAAAUAAUGGGUUCUGUUAAAAGGAUCCGAAUGAAGCCCAGUUGCAUACCCUCCAGAUUUGACUGCCAAACAGCUAGAAAACGCAAACCUACUCCACCAACAGAUGAGCAUGCAAUGCAACAGCAUGCUUCCAAGAGAACAGCAUUGGUGCCUGUAUCAGGAGAUAUACAAAUCCAGUCCAUAGAAAUGCCAAUAUCAUUGUUUCAUAAAGAGUUACUCAGUGAAGAAGAUGCCAUACCUACGUGUACUUCUCAUGAGAAGGAGUUUCAUGACAAGGCAGUGCAAGUAGUACAGCUUAACAUUCAGUUCUGUGAUCAAGCAGUACAAGUUCAACCAUUACAUGAACAU
Messenger RNA from Hyposmocoma kahamanoa, 704 nucleotides. RefSeq lists its product as uncharacterized. The record is from RefSeq and is a predicted model, not a curated record. The annotation marks the transcript as partial. NCBI's taxonomy places the organism in Eukaryota, Metazoa, Arthropoda, Insecta, Lepidoptera, Cosmopterigidae. The transcript is spliced from 3 exons.